UAUUAUAAAAAGGUGGAAUUUCGCUACUCAAGAUACUGUCAGGUCAAGAACCACCAUAGCAUUUCCAGCUUGUUGCUUGACAGCUGCUUUGCACACGCAGAUCUCAAAUAUCCGUGCGUGCGUGCGCCCAUCGGUCACGUCACUUGCCGACCCAUUUUCCAGCAUGCCCGUGGUAUGCGUCCCGGGUGGAAAUACUUCAGAGCGCGGUAAGCGAUGAGCUUAUUGAGCGGAAGCUCAAAAGACAAUUGUCACCUUAUUAGUACACUUAUCGGUGAUGGUUACGUCGCUCCAAACAGAAGUCCCUCCAGCCAGAGUCUGUCGGACAUAGUUCCGCCUUCUCGGCCGGCGUUAGUAAACGUUGGAGUGGGGGCCCGUCUUCUUAUCGUGCCGCCGUUUCUUAUCGCAACUGGAAAUUUUCUGAAUCCCAACCGCCAGGCUUGUUGUCCCACCCACGUUAUUGCCUACACGGACUUGGUCAAUCAACAGCCACCACGACCGACCGACAUGGCGAAGAAAAGAAAGGCUUCUGGCCGCAAUACGCAGCCGACAGGGCCCCGCGAGGUCGACGCUGCAGAUGCGCGCCUCGGGCCCAUUACCAGUUACAAAGAUGUCGCAGAUUCGGAGGACGAAUACUUCAUCAACCGAGACCAGAUCAUGAUCGAUGAUGAGCCGAAUAUGAAGCGCAGGAAGAGGGCUGGCGACGACAUUGAGCUCUCGGACGACGACCUCGACGAUCUCGACGAUGAUUCCGAAGAGGCGGAUGAAGUAGACGACGUGGAUGUCAAGCAGCUGGCCAAGUCCAAGAGGUUGACAAAGGGAGUCCAGUCGGACGAAGAGGAAGGUGACGGCGAGGAGGAGGGCGACGACAGGUGGUGGGGGUCUUCGAGGAAGGAGUACUACAACGCCGACAUGAUUGAGACGGAGGCCGAUGCGCUCGAAGAAGAAGCUGAGGCAAAGCGUCUGCAACAGAAGAAGCUCUCCAAAAUGACCGACGAGGAUUUCAUGUUCGACGGCGACGAGUGGCUGGCGACUGAAGGAUCAAAAGAGGACGAGGCUGACCAGCCGGUUACCGAAGUGCUGAAAGAGGUCGAAAUCACAGACGAUAUGGGCACGGACGAGCGCCGACGACUGCUGAGGAUGCGGUAUCCUGAGUUUGAGCAUAUCGCGACGGAGCUUGAGCAACAGACUGCUGCUCUGGAAGUACUCAAGCAACAAGCCCAAGCUCGUGGCAGCAAGUCACUAGAAGCUGUCCAGUACUGGGUCCUGGGCUGCUACGUGGCGGCGUUAGCUGGAUAUUUUGCGAUCCUCUCCUCGCCUGCGCGCGAUUCUAGCAGGCAACAAAAGGCCCUGGAGGCAUUAGAGCUACGGGACCACGACGUCAUGGCGACUUUGGUCGAUUGUCGCGAAGCAUGGCGCAAGAUCAAAGACCUCAAGUCGUUACAAAGCGCAGAAGCGGAGGAAGAGGAGGUCGUCGCCCCUUACGACAUUGAGGGGCCCCUCGAUCAGACUGAGAAGAAGCUUCGGAAGAAGCAGAAGAAGGUCGCGGACAAGGCCCUGUCCGAGAAGAAGGCGAAGAAGAUGGCCAAGGCCCAAGCCGUGGAAGACAAGCUCGCUGACCUCUACGACCUGCCGCUCGUCACCAAGAAGACCAAGAAGAAGGAAAAGAGUGUCGCCGCCAAGGACGACUCCGACUCCGACUUUGGUGAAGAGACGAGCCUCGAUGCGCGCACCGCUGCCGACAAGGCCGCGCGUAAGAAGAGUCUCAAGUUCUACACGUCACAGGUCGCACAAAAGGCCAACCGUCGCGCUGGUGCCAGUCGCGACGCGGGUGGCGACAUGGACAUUCCCUACCGCGAGCGCCUCAAGGACCGACAAGCUCGUCUCCUCCGCGAAGCCGAGAACCGAGCCAAGUCCGGCUCGAAGACGGGCGCCGACCUGGACGACAACAGCGACAGCGAGGAGGAGACCCAUGCCAAGACGAUGCGCAACGACGAGGACGAGUACUACGACAUGGUCAAGCACACGUCCGACAAGAACAAGCAGGAUAAGUCGGCUCGGUACGCCGCGUUUGCCGCGGCCAGCAAGGCCGAUCGGGUUGUCGAGCGUGAGGAGGUCGGCCAGGACGGCAAGCGCAAGAUCACCUACGCCAUUGAGAAGAACAAGGGUCUCGCUCCCAAGAGGAAGAAGGAGGUGCGCAACCCCAGGGUGAAGAAGAAGAUGCAGUUCGAGGCCAAGCAGAAGAAGCUGGCCAGCAUGAAGCCGAUCUGGAAGGGCGGCGAGCCAAAGGGUGGCUACAGGGGAGAGGUGACGGGUAUCAACACUGGUGUCAUCAAGAGCACCAAGCUAUAGAAAGGAGCAUACAAUUGCAUAUAUCAACAUUUCUCGCCUGUAUAUUUAUAUUUUCCAUGAGACCUAUUACGCCGGGUGUUCAAGGAAUUGCCUGGCUUUGUGUUCUAG
This is a messenger RNA of Emericellopsis atlantica, 2457 nucleotides long. RefSeq names its product Sas10 C-terminal domain-containing protein. Gene Ontology annotation, cellular component: nucleolus; small-subunit processome. The record is from RefSeq and is a predicted model, not a curated record. Lineage: Eukaryota; Fungi; Ascomycota; Sordariomycetes; Hypocreales; Bionectriaceae. The coding region runs from base 214 to 2349 and encodes 711 amino acids. Gene Ontology annotation, biological process: maturation of SSU-rRNA from tricistronic rRNA transcript (SSU-rRNA, 5.8S rRNA, LSU-rRNA). The transcript has a single exon.